AUGAUGUGGGGUGCAGGCAGCCCCCUGGCCUGGCUCUCUGCUGGCCCAGGAAACAUGAACAUGAGCAGCGUGGGCUCAACAGAGGGGCCCACAGGCCCAGCCACGCCACUGCCCUCACCUAGGGCCUGGGAUGUAGUGCUGUGCAUCUCAGGUACCCUUGUGUCCUGUGAGAAUGCGCUGGUGGUGGCCAUCAUCGUGGGCACUCCCGCCUUCCGCGCCCCCAUGUUCCUGCUGGUGGGCAGCCUGGCUGUGGCAGACCUGCUGGCAGGCCUGGGUCUGGUCAUGCACUUUGCUGCUGUCUUCUGCAUUGGCUCGGCAGAGAUGAGCCUGGUGCUGGUCGGCAUGCUGGCCAUGGCCUUUACUGCCAGCAUUGGCAGCCUACUGGCCAUCACCGUUGAUCGCUACCUUUCUCUGUACAAUGCGCUCACCUACUACUCAGAGACGACAGUGACGCGGACCUAUGUGAUGCUGGCCCUAGUGUGGGGAUGCGCAUUGGGCCUGGGGCUGCUGCCUGUGCUGGCCUGGAACUGCCUGAAUGCCCGGGCCAUGUGUGGCGUGGUAUAUCCAUUCUCCAAGAACCAUCUGGUGGUCCUGGCCGUUGCUUUCUUCAUGGUGUUUGGCAUCAUGCUGCAGCUCUAUGCCCAGAUCUGUCGCAUCGUCUGCCGUCAUGCCCAGCAGAUUGCCCUCCAGCGGCACCUGCUGCCUGCCUCCCACUACGUGGCCACCCGAAAGGGCAUUGCCACCUUGGCCGUGGUGCUUGGCGCCUUUGCCGCCUGCUGGCUGCCCUUCACCGUCUACUGCCUGUUGGGCGAUGCCCACUCCCCACCCCUCUACACCUAUCUCACUCUGCUCCCUGCCACGUACAACUCCAUGAUCAACCCCAUCAUCUAUGCCUUCCGCAACCAGGAUGUGCAGAAGGUGCUGUGGGCUGUCUGCUGCUGCUGUUCCUCUUCCAAGAUCCCCUUCCGAUCCCGUUCCCCCAGUGACGUCUAGUCGCAUCCUGGUGACCCUUCAGCCCUGAUCACUACAGAAGUCCAGAAUGUUAGGUCCUCCAGGGCUUUGUUCCAACCCUCCAGCUCCGCACCCCAAGACCCAGCUGGUUCUGGAGUUCUAAGACUUUGGGUGUUUCACAGGAUUCUGUUCAGAUACCUGCAGGGCCCAGCUGGCUCCAUGGUUCUAGAAUGUUCAGGUGGUCAGGGUUCCACUCAGAAAUGUCCCACAGCCCAGCUGGCUUGGAGUUCCAGGAUGCUGCUGGGUGUUUUCCAGUGCCAUUCCAAGUCCCUGAUCUUCCCCUCCCUUGACUUUGACCAUGUCGCUUUACUUCUGAGUUUCUGAACUAGAGUCAGAGAGGUUAGUUACCCCGUUGAUAGAUAAGAGAAAGAUUUAUCUGUAUAUAUGUGCACAUACAAAGAGAGUAUCUAUUAUUUAUUUAUUUAUUUAUGAAUUUAUUUAUGGGUGUUAGGGGAAAAAAAGAGACCCACACCUUGAAAUCCAGGCCAUACCAGGGUACUCCCAGUCCCCAACACCCUCAUUUCUGACCUCAGUUCCUAGACGGGGGAAAGGGAGAGAGAGAAACCACGUAUUUUGUUAUUAUUUUUGCUUGUUUUUUUAUCAAAGAGAUCAUAGAAACCAGAGCCUUCUCCCAGGGCCCGCCACCCUCGGGUUUGCAGGGGGAACACACCAGCCUCUGGUUUUUUAUUUUUUUAAGAAACCAUCACCUGAGAAACCGAGAAUUCCUCUGCGCUGGGGGCCGGCUGCCCUCUGGUGGCCGUUUUGGGGAAACUGCAGCCCGGCCGGCAGCCGGGUCCAGGCCAAGCAACCCCAACUCCACUCCAGCCUGGUGUCCAGCGCCACAGCCAGAGCCUGGCGGCCAGGCCUCACCCUGCGGUGCCCUAGAGGAGGCAGGGUGCGAGCCAACACCAGACCCCUCUGCCAACUGGGGUAUGGUCCCCAGUGCAAUCCCUAUUCCUGUCCCUGACCCCUCAAUAAAAAUGAUUUUGUGAUAAAUGUGUGUGUGUGUGUGUGUGUGUGUGUGUGUGUGUGGAGGGGGUGGAGUCGGGCCUGAUGGGGGACAGCCUGGAAUGGAGGAUUAUGCCAGGCCCGGGGGCCUGUGGGGUAUAUGAGGAGAUGGAGACCCAGGUGGAAUGUGGCCGGAAGGUGACACCUCCCACCCCAGGAUGCC
Messenger RNA from Physeter macrocephalus (sperm whale), 2182 nucleotides. It is a transcript of the gene GPR3, whose product is annotated as G protein-coupled receptor 3. NCBI's taxonomy places the organism in Eukaryota, Metazoa, Chordata, Mammalia, Artiodactyla, Physeteridae. The transcript has a single exon. Gene Ontology annotation, molecular function: sphingosine-1-phosphate receptor activity. Gene Ontology annotation, biological process: regulation of metabolic process; adenylate cyclase-activating G protein-coupled receptor signaling pathway. The record is from RefSeq and is a predicted model, not a curated record. Gene Ontology annotation, cellular component: cytoplasm; plasma membrane. The coding region runs from base 1 to 993 and encodes 330 amino acids.